GGCCAGCUGCCUAUCAGUACGGGAGCUCUUUGGAGAAAGGACUGGAGGAAGUGUGGAGGAAAGAUUAAAACAUGAAUAAAUUUGUGAGUGAGCCGACAGAGAUGUUUAUAAUAAGGUUGUUUCCCUCCUGGCACAUAUGGAUGAUGAAGAUAAGGACAAAAUUGCCCUCAGGAUUGCCUUUAUAGCUGAGACCAAGCUGGCUAGUGUUGUGACAGUUCUGGUAGAGAAACUGCAACAGGAUGAGCAAAACAGAGUAGACAUUUACUGUGUCCUGGAGAAGGUAUUGCAGCAGGACACCAGGGACCUAGAGAGAGGGCUACUGAAGAAAAUAAUAACACUAGCCUCAAACCACAUGAGAGAGACUCAGCAAGCAACAAAUGAAAUAAAAGUGGCAGCUAGCAACACGUUAGUGACUCUGGCACACUGCUAUUUCAAUAAUGUGAUAUAUGAGCUGAGGUGUCAUCUGAAACCACUGGAGCUGCCUGAAGAGUUUAUUUUAGUUAUGUUGGGCAACCUGUCAUCAGCCUAUGGAGCUGGUUGACCUGUGAGGAGCCGGAGCUCAAGCAGGCUAUCAUCAAAGCCCUUGAUCCCAUGAUGAGCCUCCUGCUACACAAAGAGGAGCAUCAAGAUCAGCUGUUUGAACCGAUCUCAUGGCUCCUUGAGCAAUAUAAGGAGGACACUGAUGUUUUUCAUGUCACCAAGAGUCUGAGCCAGCUCUUGGAGGUCUUGGGUGAAUAUAAGAUCCCUCUCCCUAAAGGGAAGUUUCAAGCCAUCUGCAGUGCUCUGCACAACCAGAUCUGUUCUCAAGCUAAGCCGCUCAGCGUGGAAAAUCACGUAGAGCUGGUCUAUUGUAUAGUUCUGCUAGCCCGUUCUUCUCCGGAGGAUCUGAUAGCAUUUCUGCACUUGCAGCUGAAGACUGAGAAUGAGGCUGUUCGUGUGGCGUCUUUGAAUCUGCUCAGAGCUAUUGUUGGUGCUGACUUGCCCGAGACAAGAGAUAAAAAGUGUCUGAUUGUGAAGGCAGUGAAAUCCACUCUCAGUGAUCAGAAUGCUAUGGUGAGGAAGGCAGUUCUUCAUUUCAUCCGGAGGCUGCUCAGCUCAGAAAGUGUGGAGAAUUGUGCAGCAUGGGAUAUGGUAGAACAUGUUUUCAGGAGUUCAGUGUGUCCACCAGCAAACUGGAUAUUCAGGAAGAAAGCACUAUCCAAACCCUGUGCAUUGACAUCCUGCAAUGUCUGGACACCUCAGUCAGUGGAAUGACCUAAGUGUUAUGGCCAAGGCUUCUAGAGUAUGUGGUGCCAGCUCAGUACACUGGUACUUUGAAGCCUCUCUACAGAUGCCUUAGGGAACUGGCUGAGAAAAAGCAGCAGGAAGGAGAAGAAGCUGCUUGCCUCGACUA
Messenger RNA from Mauremys mutica (yellowpond turtle), 1393 nucleotides. Its product is annotated as maestro heat-like repeat-containing protein family member 2B. The coding region runs from base 592 to 1254 and encodes 220 amino acids. The record is from RefSeq and is a predicted model, not a curated record. The transcript is spliced from 13 exons. Gene Ontology annotation, cellular component: cytoplasm. NCBI's taxonomy places the organism in Eukaryota, Metazoa, Chordata, Testudines, Geoemydidae.